Messenger RNA from Peromyscus eremicus (cactus mouse), 7070 nucleotides. It is a transcript of the gene Prr14l, whose product is annotated as proline rich 14 like. The record is from RefSeq and is a predicted model, not a curated record. The transcript is spliced from 9 exons. The coding region runs from base 45 to 6134 and encodes 2029 amino acids. Lineage: Eukaryota; Metazoa; Chordata; Mammalia; Rodentia; Cricetidae.
ACCAUUGAUGUAAGAGACUUGACUCCUAAUCUCCGUCUGCCCUAAUGCUGUUGUCAUCUGGAGUAGAGACUCAGCCAGUCCCACUUGAUUCCUCCAUGCCUGCUGUGGUACAAGAGUUAUACUCUGAACUCUCAGCCAGUGUCUCCAAAGAGCUUCAUGCUGAGAAGGAGCCAAGUAUGAUUCCAGAUAGAAAACCUGGAGCCUCAAGCUCUUCUAGAAGUCAGAGUAGGGCAUUACCCCUGGAGCUGCAGAGGACCCAUGCAGAAGGCUGUUGUGAAGAAACCUUUGAGACCUUGGAUUACGGGGGCAAGACUGGGUGGUGCGGACCAGUGGAGCCCACAGCAAGAGGGCCUGUGGCUUUUGAGCUCUUGGAUAGGGAAGAGAGAACCAAGAGCAUGGAGCCAGAGGUCUUCAGAGAUCAAGGAGACCGGGCCGAAGUUUUCCGAGACCCCUGUGAGGGAGCAAAGGAAGACCCAUGCCAACAUUCCACAGCUACUAAAGAAAAGAUCUGCCCCAGUCAGGAUCCCCUCCUGAUUCAAUCCAGCAAGGAUCCUGUAUGUGUAAACCUGUCUGGAGACCUGCUCAAGAACAAAGGAAAUGUACACAAUACAACUGGAACUCUGCCAGAACCCAUUGAAGACAUACAAGGGGACUGUGCAGUUUCCAGAAUGAACAGAGGGAAAGAGGAGUUGUGUGACUUCAACCUUGUUUGUGAAGCAGGUGACAGUCACCACCAGAUGCCCAACCACUGUAAGGAAGUACACAGUUCUGCACAUGAUAGUUCCACCACUGCAGGAAGCAAAGGUUCUGGAAAACCCUCAGAAGAAAGUUCUAGAAUUUUAUAUCUCACAACAUAUUUAUCUAGCCCCAAAUCCUUAGAAAAACUUGGUUUUGAAAGCAAUGGUUUGAUAAAGGAAUCUGCUGAAAAAAUACACAAGGUUGAUCAAAGCAAGAACUUCACUUGUGGAGAAGAAAAUAAAGAACAGUAUUGGAGGCCCAGGAGUGAAAGAGGGAAUCUCUUUCUUUUCAAUGGCAGGCAACAAGAACAGGAUGGUUCUGGUGAAAAACAGACUGUGGAAUCCAGUAACUGUUGCACUCAGGCUAGUUCCUGUACAGAGAACUAUAAUUCUAUGCCUGAUUCUUUUACUGAAGCCACAGAAAUAAUGUUUAAAAAAAAUGAUCUGAAAAUCACUUUAAACAUUCAAGGUAAUUUGGUAAACUCUGAGGACCAUACAAAAACUGUCACUGAUGUGAACAAUCCUGAGAGACACUCUGAGGAAAGCAGUUUCUCCUUGUUGUUGCAUAGUGAAGAGCCAGCACAGACGACAGGAAAGUCUAGUGCAUUACAUGAAGAGAUUUCCAGUAAAGACUCUAAGUCUGAGGUUAGCAGCCAGAGGAAUCUGGGGGACUCUCUGCCAAAUAAAGCAUCAUGCAAUGAUUUUCUGUCUGGAAGUAAAGCCCUUCAGAGUUUGAUACCAGCAGAUCCAGUGAGUCCUGAACAUAAUGAAAUAUCAAAACCCAAGAAAGGUACUGCAAAAUUACCACCAUGUCCAGAGUUUGAUUGCAGACCUGCUUUAGAAAAGCACGGACAGGCCUCACAUGACAACAUUGCACAUUUAGAUGAACCCAUCAUUGCCUGUGAGUUGAGUGAACGUUCUUGUAACAGUGAACUAGUUGUACACAAAAUAGAACAUGAAUGUGUUUUAAAUCAACAAGUGUCCCUUAAUUCUCAAGAGCAUGUGACAUUACCAACUUACUCUCUACUAAAUCUGAACAGAGAGAUGCCUUCAGCAACAUGCAAAGAUGCUCAACAGAGCCAUCGCUCUCGAAAGAAUGGAGCAAGUGUUACCACCAAUACUCAAACCAUUCCUGCUGAGACAAAAUUGGAAGCCAUGUCUCCACAAGGUGACAGAACCUGUGCUGCCUCUUUAUCCAUCCACCCCUUAAACAGCAAAAUAACAAACCCCGAAGGACAAAAGGAAAUGGCUGAUUCAGGUAUCAGAGAUCUACAUUCCAUGUUCCUCUCAAGAGUGAAGGAAGCAGCUGGCUUUUCCUUUGUCACAGAAUGUCAAAAUGUUCAGUCUCAGGAUCGCUCCAGCUGUCAGUCCGUGACAAGAAAUGCAUCUGAAAAGAAAGUGCACUCUGAUUGUGCUGCUCUUGGACCCACAAAAGACAGCCCGGACGUCAGCAGCUGUAAAAGAAACUCCGCAGAUGCAUGCCAGUCUAGCUGUCACUGCUUCCGAAGACCAGAAGACUUUGUGGAAAAUAGCUCCUCCUUGGUGCGGGAACCUGCCGGGAGGGAGACUCCAAGCAGCAUUCGAGGAGGCAAGGUUAGAAAUGAGAUGACAGUGGGUGUGGCCGAGAGUGGAGCUUGGAACACCACCACUCACACCCCCAGUGAGGCGGGAACCAGUGAGGAAGGCCUGAGGGGGAAGAAGCAGGAUAAACACGAAGACACUGCAGUUGAUGAGCACGGCACCUCUGCUUGUGCCACCCAAGAACCGAACCAAUCUACAACCAUUCCAAGUCCCGACACGCUAGUGGACCAGUCUCUGACUGUUACUUCAUCUCAUUUUCAAACCAGGUACCAAGCAGCUGAAAGCCUUGAACAGAAAGCAGGUGACGUCUCUGACUGUCAGAGUAACCAAAAUAGUCUAGACAAAUGUAGAAGGGAAGGGAAGCCAGCUCGGGAAGGACUAAAUGGUGACCACCAAGACACUAUCCCUGAGGUAAGCCACAAGGGAAAGGAUUUGACAGUCAGUUCAGGCAGUAAAAACCCUAUGUUUUGUGAUAGUUUGGAGAAAAAAGAUCCCAAAGGAGCCUUUGAAAAUGUUCCUGACUCUGCAGCGUUGAAACACAGUGUGCUAGAUGUGGUAUGUCCAUACUGCACGGAUGAGCCUACAGAGAGUGUGCUGGACGUGGAAGCACCUAGUCGAGCUGCUCAUUCGACAAGGCACAAUAGACUGGCAUACCACGAGACCUUAAGGAGCACCUCAUCUCUUCAAGGAGAACUGAACGUUGUAUUUAUAGGUACAGCUCUCCAGGACUCGGAACUCCCAAAUGUUGCUGCUUCUACAGGAGACUCUCCUGAAAUACUAAAAUCACAUGGAGAAAACGUAUGCAGAUCUCUAAAAGACAGUGGAAUGGAAGAGUGUCCAGACUCUGCCAUUGAUCGUGAAGUAGAAUCUGCUGCUGCUGCUGAGCCAGCUAGGAGAGCACAGGAUGGAGGUGGUGUGUCUUUAAAUCACGUUCAUUGUGAGCAUCAGGAUAAAGGAGCAUCUGUGAUGGAAGGACUGAGAUGUGAAGCCAGUUCUGAGUUUGGUGGGAAGGAAACCUUUGGAUUAUCCUCCAAAGACUUGAUGUCUUCUAGGUGCCAUGGCUCUGUGGAGAUGGUGCAUUCCCAUCUUUCUGCUCAAGAACAUGCACCAGCUGGUGUUUGCGGUGAAAUGCCUAAAUUGAAACAUCUCUUUAAACCCAAAGAUGGUAAACUGCUUCAUGAAAACGUCAAGGAUUGCCCAGUCCAGGCUGACGUGAAGGAAGGAAUACCAGCGGAUACAAGUAAUCCUAGUGAAGGAGAUGGCCCAUACAUCAAUGUGGAUAAAACUGUUUGCAAAGCUCGCCAUCCUCAUGAGAGUUCCGUCAAUAAGCAUUUGCGUUUGAUAAUGGAAACAGCAACUAAAAUGAAUAAAGAAGAGACUGAAGAACAUCAGAGAGGACCACUGGCUCACUUACCUGUUGGAGAAAAGUCUGAGGAGACCAUUACCAGAGACGGUCAUGAAGGCAAUUUUUCUAAGAGGUCUCAGACUCACUUGAAAUGCCACAGAGUGCAGGAUGUUGCUGGAAACCCACAAAGCCAGAGAGUUGUGGACUACGUCUUGCCAAAGGAAGAACAUAUAUAUCAAAAGGGUACACAUGCACUGCUGGAACAACACAUGUCAUUGAACGUGUCAGAUGAGGUGCAAAAUAAGAAGCAGCCUGUGGCUAACCGAGAUAAGUCCAUCAUAAUGGAAGAAGUCACCCUAAGAAAGCCAACCACGAAAAAAAUGGCUAGACAGCUUCAGAGGUUGGCAGACCCAAAAGAAGAAAGCUUAUGUCAUCUGUUAAAGAAAGACAUUGAGUUAUGCACAGGUCCUCAGCUUCCUGGUACCUCCUGGAAAGAGCAUGAUUCCAGCUCUGCUGGAGGUGGUCAAAUACAUGGUGCCUUUGUGACUUUGUCAUAUCAGCAAAGAUUGCUUCCCGUAAAGAAGCAGCCUCAUCGAACGUGUAAGAGAAUUUCCUGCCUGGAGCCAGUCACUGUGCGGAGAAAAAUAAGUAAAGUGAGAAAUUCUGAUUAUGGAAAGUGUUCCUCUAAUCCCAUCCCCACGAAAGCACACAGACUUCUCAGCCCAUGUGCCGUGCCUGCCACACCAUUGGAACCUGAAGCAGUACCUAGCAGGAGCUUGUGUAGCCACAUACCAAAGCCAAAGGCUACUCUGUGCCAUCCCUUGAGGAGCCUGAGUUGUAGGAAGCCUACCAAAGAAUCAGCCUUACUAAACAAGUUGUCUAUCCUUGCCUCCAGACUGGUUCUGGCCACAAAGCCCCAGAAACUCAGAUAUCGGCGAUAUUCCUCUUCCCUUGUUCCAUUGGCUAAAAGCUACAAGCGCCUCAGAUAUAAAAAGCUCCUAGAUGGAUUUUCAUAUAAUGCAAUGCAGCUGGACCCAUAUUUGGCAGCUACUGGAUGGGAUAGGAGGUCUAACAGUAAGCCCUUGGCACUUUAUUCUCUUGAAGCUGUCAAAAUGAGCUUCAUAGAUUUGAGCAACAAGAUGCCAUCACUGCUGUUCGGUACCGAAAUCUUCCCAUUUUCCUUUCAUGUGAAAUCAGCAUCCAGUUGCACGGUCGAGUCCCCCAGGACUUUUCCUGAGCACUGUGCUCCAUCGAGACUUGCCUUAGCAGAGACCUCCCAGUGCUCAUCUCCACCUCCCAAGUGGACCUUUUCUUUUUUCAUGUCCCAUGGUUGCCCUGGGAUGGCCACAUUCAGGGAAGACACUGGCCUCUGUAGUCAGACACGCACUCAGGCUCCUCCACAGACUACAGCUCCUCUCCAAGACUAUGGAGGCACUGCCAUAGUCCAGACCAGAGCAGACUGCUCUGGCCUUGGCCUUCACACACUUCUAGCACUUUGUUCACCAGGAUGUUACCGAAUCUGGACAAAAAAACGGAGCUUCUCCAGUCACAUGCCUGCCAUGCAGAGGCUCUUCUUGACCCAGUUUACACAGGGCUUAAAAGGGUUAAGGUCUCCAGCCUCUCUAGCAGACAAGGUCUUCUGCUCUCUGCCCUACUCAGUGGGCCGAGUGUUGUCCAUUUGGAGCCAGCAUGGGCCCUCCUGUACCUUUGAAUUGCCAGCUCUUCAUUCCACUCACAGCAAGCAGCAGGGGAGCCUGAGCGCCCUGAGCAGCCACACCACCAUACCACAUGUGCCUCUUCCAGGCAUGGAAGCUAUCCUUAACACCGACAGCAGUCACAUGAGGCUAGAGCCUGUGUCCCCUGCCUUGGUGCCAAAGUCUUGCUUGGUAACAGAACCUGCUGUCAGCAAGCUCCUGCUUUCAGCCUCUGAGUUCCAGGUCUCUGGGUUUGAUGAGCUGGGUGAUGUAUCCGCGGCGUGCCCCCGACCACAGAGCAGCCCUGCGGAAGAGAAGGAGGCUGAGCCAGAGAAGAGACCAAAGAAAGUCUCACAGAUCCGCAUCCGGAAAACCAUUCCUAAACCAGAUCCCAACCUUACCCCAAUGGGCCUGCCUCGGCCCAAAAGGUUAAAGAAGAAAGAGUUUAGUUUAGAAGAGAUAUAUACAAACAAGAAUUACAAGUCUCCUCCUGCAAACAGGUGUUUAGAAACCAUCUUUGAGGAACCCAAAGAACGAAAUGGUACACUGAUCUCUGUCAGCCAGCAGAAAAGGAAGCGUGUUCUGGAAUUCCAGGAUUUUACCGUCCCCCGAAAGAGACGAGCUCGAGGUAAAGUGAAGCUGGGGGGCAGCUUCACAAGGGCCCAGAAGGCGGCUCUGCAGACUCAAGAGCUGGAUGCGCUUUUGAUUCAGAAGCUGCUGGAACUGGAGACUUUCUUUGCCAAGGAGGAGGAGCAGGAGCAGUCAGUAAGCUGCUGAGAACACUGCAGGGUCUCCAUUUUGAAUCUUUUCAGACCUCCCUGGAAGAGGUUCCCUGAUUUUACCCUGUGCCCAAACCACUCACAAUGCCCAGUCCGUGAAUUUUUACUUAUUUCAAGGUGCAGCCUUUUUAGAAGCUGGUGAAGAAGGGUCCUCUAAUUCUACUGCUGAGUAUAGAGCCUCAGGAAUGCUCCCUUUCUCCUGGGAAUGGUCCUGAAUGACAUCAGGCCACUUCCUUCCCGUCUCUCCCAUCACAGGUGGAAGUAGCCACACAUCUUAAGCAACACUAGGAAUCUAAGGACUCGGUGUUUGUGCAUCCACAUGAAAGUUCCUCUCUGUUUAUGGUGCUGCUUGACCAAGACUUAGAAACGUGGCCUGGGGGGACACCUGGUCACCUGGCCUGUGUGUUCUCACCAGCUCUUUUCAGUGAUUGAGAAGGACGAACUGGUGUGUUUCCUGAUCUCUGAUUCUGUCUGCCCAGGACCUCUAGUCUGAGAGAAUGUGUGUGUUUGUGUGUUUGUGGCUUUUCCCCAUCUUUCCUCCCAUCUGUGACUGCGGGUCACUAGUGCCAGAGGAGCCCGUCCAGGCCCCAACGUAAGUUGCACUUUUUUAAUGUUGUGGUGUUAUUUUCAUUUUUUUCUUGUUUGUUUUUGUAUUAUUGCUGCAUGUUUGGGGUCUUUAAAUGUGAUUUUGAAACACUUUGUAAGACAUUAAGGAGAAAGACAAUACAUGUCUUAAGAGAAUAUGUGACAGGCAUUUGAUCAGCACAUGGAUAGGGGGAGUGUUCCCAUUCAUGUGUUUCAGGCAGUCCCUCCCCGUCUCCAGCUUCUCAUGUAGCUCAUUAGAGGAAGCACUUUUUCAUCCUCCUCCUCAGUCCUGCCCACUUCGUACACAUGUCUGUUUAGUGACAUGUAUAAAAGCAGAUCUCUCUCAUAA